Molecule: messenger RNA, 2134 nt
Organism: Xiphias gladius (swordfish)
Lineage: Eukaryota; Metazoa; Chordata; Actinopteri; Istiophoriformes; Xiphiidae
Gene: tmem263
Product: transmembrane protein 263
Exons: 3
Coding region: 551-916 (121 amino acids)
Source: RefSeq, a predicted model, not a curated record
GUUUGGAAUCGGUCUCCUCUCCAGCCCAAGUCACGGGCCGGGGCCCAAAAUAAAACCCCUCAUCUUCUAAUUUCUGUAGCAACAUGCACCACUACGCCUUGCGUUCAUUUCCGCACCUGGUACCCGAACAGCAGGGGAUAAGUUUGUUCCUAAUCAUAAACAAAACAUUUGAAACCAUUUCUGAAUCUGAAAAUAAAAUCUCCUGGGAUGGCUGCGGGUGAACUACAAAUACUGCGUGACCCUCGCGGCUACUGUCACAGACAAUACUAACUCGUAUUGGCAUGAAAAUGCGAUUCUCGUCAAGGCAGCCAGCAGCUGCAGCUCCAGUCUGCGGACAGUUUGUACCUCUGCGUGCUUUUCUGGGUGGAGACUGAGGUCCUCCUCCACAAAAACAGCCAAGGACAGACAGCACGAGCCAGCUCCACCACCGGCGGCUGCUUUUAUCACAGGCCUUGGAAACUGAGAAUUAUUUUUUUUUGCUCAGUUGGUUUUAAGCGCCCCGCAUACCGUAAAGUAGACCGGAGCAGUUUAACGUUACAAAUCAAGAGAGAUGAGUAAGGCGGAGCAGGUGCCCGAGGAAAUGCCUGCAUACCUCAAAGAUGAGCCAGUAGCUACAGACAACAACAAAGACCACCCACAGACACAGCCGGGCAUGUUCGGCAGGUUGGCAGGGGGCUUGUACGGUGCCACCAAGGGAGCUUUAGGAGCGACGGUGGGUGGUGUGACCUGGAUAGGAGGAAAAAGUCUGGACCUCACCAAGACCGCCGUCAGCUCUGUAGCCGCUGUGCCUGCCAUGGGAGUGGGGCUGGUUAAAGGAGGAGUGUGCGCCGUAGCUGGAGGAGUGACUUCUGUCGGUUCUGCAGUGGUCAGCAAAGUUCCCAUAGGAGGAGGCAAAAAGAAGGACAAGUGUGACUGACGAGGACAGGAGGAGAGUGAAUGCACAAAGCUGAGUUGAACGAGCUCAUACCGUGUUCGCCUGUUUUAGGAUUCAUGAGCAGGAAAAGACCACAGAGGACUCAAAAGUUCAGUGUACACAUUUUGGUGAGGGGUCUGUGCUUCAUUUAUGUCUUUAGUGUCUGUUUUUUUUAAUGUGUUUUGUUAGUAAACCCACAUUCAAACAAUUAUGUGGCAAGGACCCGCAAAGCCAGAACUAACAAAGACUCUCUGAACUCUGUUGUUAAAGGAAAACACAACCAAACUCUUAUCACCUGUGCCUGAAGUUGUUCAAAUAAAAUGUCCAUGCUUAAUUUCUGAUAAUAAGCUACAACAUUGUUUUCACUGCAGACUGUUGUACUUGUUACAUUAGGUCCUUUAGUACAGGAGGAGAACAGCUCAGCUCAGAUUGUAAAUGCACUAAAUUUUAACUCGCAAGACAAUCAGUGAUCAAUGAUGAUCUAUAAGUGACAUGAGGUGUUUGUUGAUGAUUGGAAAGAUUUCACAGUCAACUGAAAAACACUCCAGUUAAUCACCUUUGUUCACAAAUGAGCAACUAACUGAUGUGAUGUGAUUUGAAGAGUCUAGUCCAAUUUCAUAUCUAAAACGCAUGCCGGCUGUGGACUGUGGAUAUUUCACUGGUGAAUUUUUGUGACAGUUUCUGCUUUCCUCUGAAUUCAUGUUGCCCUCUGCCAGUUAUAAUGUCAGCUCAGUGGAAGGCAAUUUGUACUUUUGAUACAGAAUCCAGCUUAUUAUAAUAGAUGUGUCACAUUAUUAAAAAAGUCAGAAGAUUUUGAUUGUAAUGAACUAUUUCCAGGUAUAGUGUUAAUUGAUUCACUGUGACUCUACUAGUCGAGUUUAAGUUUGUCGAAUCACAUUUUACACAUUACACUUCAAUUGACUAACUCUAUGUUUUGAUAGUUAAUGUUACAUGUUGGGUAGCGUGGCUCUCAGAUCUGAUCACAGCCACAGAAGCUUGAUAAUAGCAUAAACCUCUGCUACUGUACCAAAGAAGUUUAGUUCUCAACCCUAAUGUUUCGCUAAUGCUCAUCCAUAUUUCUUAGGGUCACUGUGUUUACUGUUGUAGCAAUCUGAUGGCUGGAUUUCUCAAUAUUACAGUAUUUCAGUUGUCAAGUACAUUUUAAGCUGACAAACCUGUGAAAGUACAUUUAGUUAAAAAAAAAAAAAAAAAAAAAAAAAA